AUGUCGCUCGGUCGCAUACCGCUGACGUUGAUCGUCACCUGCGGUCUUCACGUAUGCUUGACGAACCCCAAUCCCGGCGUGUCGGAUGAAGAGCGAAAAACGUUCGCUGGAUCCGCAGGUUUCAAGGGGAACGUUAUAACGUGGUACCCAAACAUCGUCAAGUACGCGCAAUGGGCCGGCGCCUUGUGCGAGAUUGCAGUCAUUCUUGCUAGCAAGUACCCCCACGCUCCCCCGAUGGACUGCAUAUUGUCUACCUUAACCAUGAAGCCUGAGUCCGCCGCCUCAGUUCGCGUUACACCACAAUUCCUGGCGGGUUUCUCUCUCGCCGCGAUUGGCAGCUUCAUUCGGUACCGAUGCUACCGCACGCUCGGGAGGCAUUUCACGUAUCAGCUCGCAUUCCGCAAGGACCAUCAGUUGGUCACGUGGGGCCCAUACGCCUACGUCCGGCAUCCUAGCUACAUCGCAUUUAUCACGGCUUUCGCGGGAGUGUGUGUUUGCUGGUUCAGCCCGGGGUCGUGGUUGACGGAGUGCGGAAUCCUGGAUACGCAGACCGGGAGGUGGGUCGUCGGAGUGUUGCUUGCUGUGGAGAUAUCGCUUGUCGGAAUUUGCGUGGCGAGACCCGCCCGGGAGGAUAGAGCGCUACGGAGCCAGUUUGGUGAACAGUGGGACAAGUGGGCGAGGAGGGUUCCGUACAGGCUGGUACCCUAUGUGUACUGACCUCCGUCGGAGAGUCAACGCAAAAGAGACAUGCAUGUUCAGUGUAGGGGACACAUCGUGUGU
Molecule: messenger RNA, 780 nt
Organism: Gloeophyllum trabeum ATCC 11539
Lineage: Eukaryota; Fungi; Basidiomycota; Agaricomycetes; Gloeophyllales; Gloeophyllaceae
Exons: 3
Coding region: 1-717 (238 amino acids)
Biological process (GO): C-terminal protein methylation
Cellular component (GO): membrane
Molecular function (GO): protein C-terminal S-isoprenylcysteine carboxyl O-methyltransferase activity
Source: RefSeq, a predicted model, not a curated record